Molecule: messenger RNA, 1062 nt
Organism: Pelagomonas calceolata
Lineage: Eukaryota; Pelagophyceae; Pelagomonadales; Pelagomonadaceae
Source: the annotation of a GenBank genome assembly
AUGACGACCCCCUGGCGCCGCGCGAUGGCUGAGGCUAAUGACGCGCCGCCGCCGCCGCCCGAGACGCGCACACCGCUCUCUCCGAUCAACGGCCGGCGCCGGCGGCUCUCUACCAAGGGCGCGCCGAAACCGCCUGCGCCCAAGACGGCCACCGAAGCGCCGAAGCGGGCGGCCGCGCCGAAGACGGCGCCGAAGCAGUCAAAGACGCCGCCGCUCGCCGCGGGUCUGACGCCGACGCCGCGCGGCGAGCUCGUCGACGGGGCGACGCUGGCCGCCGUCUUCGACACGCCGCCGCCGCCGACGCCCGUCGCCGCGCCGCCGGACUUCACGCUCUGCCGGGAAAUUGGCGAGGCCGCUGCGGCCGUCGCGCCCGAUAACGAGGCGGCAGCUCUCCGCGCGGCCCUCGCCGCGGCGCGCCAAGAGACCGCCGCGGCGCAAUCGCGCUCGGCUGCGACGGCGCAGCUCCUCGACGCGCUCCGCGACGCGCACGAGACUCGACUGGAAGUGGCCCGACGCCGCGUGAAGGACCUCGAGUUCGAGCUCCAGGCGCGCAAGGGCCGCGACGAGGCGCGGUCGCCCGAGGUCCAGCGCCAGCGCGAGCGCGCGGAGGCGUUCCGCCAGGAGGCCGCCCAAGCGCGCGGCGCGCUCGACGCCGAGCGGGCGGCCCGCGACGCCGCCGACGCGCUCGCAGCCGAUUCGCGUGGUGAAGCCUUUGUCGCCGACGACGUGGCUGACGCGGCGGCCGCGGCCGCGGCCGCGCGCGAGGCCCGGCUCUGGAACGCCCACGUCGCGUUGGUCGAGAAGCGCGACGAGGAGGCCAAACAACUGGCCGAGCUGGUCGACGAGCGCGACGCCUACGAGGCGGCGAACCGCGCGCUGGCGACGCGCGUCGCGCGCCUCGACAAGGAGGCAGCGGAGCGCGAGGCGCGCGAGCAGGAGAUCGCGGACGAGCUCGCGGCGGCGCGGCGGCAACAACGCGGCGCCAAGCACGCGGUCCUUGCUUUCGUAGUCGCGGCGGCAUCCGCCGCCGUGGGCUCCAUGACCAUCUUCGCGCGUCGCUGA